Molecule: messenger RNA, 715 nt
Organism: Acanthoscelides obtectus
Lineage: Eukaryota; Metazoa; Arthropoda; Insecta; Coleoptera; Chrysomelidae
Source: the annotation of a GenBank genome assembly
AGAAAUCCCAGGCAAUAUAUUAUAGCCAAUAGAUCACAGAUGGCGACACGCAUACCAGUUUGUGAAAUAUCGAUUGACAUUUCGAUUUUUAGGUUAAUUGAAAGUUUACAGUAUUGUGUGUAAUAAUUAUUGUUUUUUCUUGAAUAAAAUCAAGAUGCCGACCGUAGGUCGGUGCGUAGUAGGACUUACGGAAGAGGAAGAAAAACACUUGCGGAUGUUGCUACAAGGGGACGAGUCGGAUUUGGAUUGUGUAACCGACAACGAUGAAGAUGAUUUAGAUCAAGAAACGUUCCUUCGAUUACAAGAGGAAUAUGAUCCUCCAGAACCUUCUCCAGAAGAACUAGUGUUAUGUAAUUCUAACUUAGAAGUGGAUACAGAUAAACUAUCUGAUGAAAAUGGACAUGAACCUAACAGACAAAUGCAACAAGACUUUGACCCUGAAGACGAUUUACCUAUUAUUACGUUUCGGAACCAGCACCCAACCCCUGCUGUACAAAUUGCUCCAAAGUGGAAAAAAGCAAAUCUUCCUUUCGUAAAUUCUGAAUGUAACGUAAUAUUUACUAACGAAAAGGAAAAUGAUUCAACUCCGCUGUCAUAUUUAGUAGUAGUAGUAAUUUUAAAUGUUUACUACUCUUACUACUCUUUUGUUAUAACUAAAAUUAAAUCUAAAAUAAACCAUUAUCAAUUUACAUUUUUCUUAUCUUACGCCCACUGA